AUGCCCGAAUGGGGACCCGCGGAGGAGGAGUUCGUGGACGCUGCAUGCCUUCAGCGCUACCUGAGGGCGCGGGGGAAGGACGUGGGGAAGGCGUCGGCGAUGCUCAAGCACACCUUGGAGUGGCGCCGGGAGUUUGGCGUAGACAAGCUGCGCCUGUCGGACUAUGACAGCUUCCUGGCGGAGGGCUGGAUCUACCUUCUGGGCAACGACGACGCCGGCCACAGCGUCAUGAUGCUGCGCAAGCGCGCGUCGCGCCUGGAGGACGACCGCCAAGAGAACUUCCUGGGUUUCCUGGUGCUGACCCUGGAGAGCAGCAUCCGCAUGAUGAAGCACGGGCAGGAGACCUGGACGUGGCUGCUCGACAUGAGCAACUACGACUCGCGCAACUCCCCGCGCUUCGACUUCACCGUGCGGGUGCUGCAGCUGGUCGCCAACCACUACCCGGAGCGCCUGAAUAAGGUGUUCAUCGUGGACGCGCCCACCCUGUUCUGGGUGCUCUUCAAGGCGCUAUGCCCCUUCCUUGACCCCGUGACCAAGGCCAAGGUCGAGUUUGUGCAGGCGAACGACGAGCUGCUGCUGUCGCUGGGCUGGCCCCAGUGA
Messenger RNA from Monoraphidium neglectum, 600 nucleotides. RefSeq lists its product as uncharacterized. Gene Ontology annotation, molecular function: phosphatidylinositol transfer activity. Bases 1 to 600 code for a protein of 199 amino acids. The record is from RefSeq and is a predicted model, not a curated record. NCBI's taxonomy places the organism in Eukaryota, Viridiplantae, Chlorophyta, Chlorophyceae, Sphaeropleales, Selenastraceae. The transcript has 7 exons.